AUGUUUGAGGAUAUGAACUCUUCUGUUAUGCAGAGGCCUUAUCGCCGCUAUAUUCAGCGCAUUGAGGAGAUGGAGCGUAUGGUUCGUUUCCUGAGCAAGGAGGUUGAGAACAUGCCAAAUGUCGAGGUCAGCAAGAACCGUAUCGAUGACUUCUUGGACCACGACGAUGAGUUCACCCUUGAUUCGCUCGAGGCCGAGGUCAAGAGAGUCUAUGAGAGGUUCUGUCGUUUCCACAGUAACAAUGAGGAGAUGACCGAUGAGCUUGAGGCCGCUGUUGAAGAGUUGAAUGUUGUUAAGGACAGCAUUUCAACUGGUUUCCUCGCUGCAGGAGAGGGUCUGAGUCAACCUCUCCUUGAGGGCGAGCCCACUGGCCAAGGUUCUCGCCGUAGAGAAGAUCACAUGCAGUUCUCUAACAUUGCUGGUGUUGUGAAGAUGGAGGAUCAGGAGAGCUUUGCCAGAACUGUGUUCCGUGCUACUCGUGGUAACACCUUCACUCAGUUCGUGGAGAUCCCUGAUACUCGCAAGAGUGUCUUCGUCAUCUACUUCCAGAGCACUACUGCGGCUUCGGCUAUGUCGGCUAAGGUUCACCGUAUUUGCAGUGCUGUCGGUGUCCACAUCUAUCAGUGGCCUUCAUGUAAGGAUGAGGCUAUGCAGAGGAUCGCUGAUCUCGAGACUGUCAUUGCUGAUAAGCGUCGUGCUCUUGCUGGUUUCUCCAAGUACACCCUUGACGAGGCACGCAGUCUGUUGGAGCCUAUCCGUAUGGGAGGCAACUCUCGUAUUGAGGAGUGGAGGUUAUUCUGCAUCGAGGAAAGGAGUAUCUAUGCUACUCUCAACCUCUUCGAGGGGUCUGUCUCGAUGAGAUGUGAUUGCUGGUAUCCGACCAAGGAUAAGGAUUCUAUUCGUGAA
Perkinsus marinus ATCC 50983 is the source of this 906-nucleotide messenger RNA. RefSeq names its product vacuolar proton translocating ATPase 116 kD subunit A isoform, putative. Gene Ontology annotation, cellular component: vacuolar proton-transporting V-type ATPase complex; proton-transporting V-type ATPase, V0 domain. NCBI's taxonomy places the organism in Eukaryota, Perkinsozoa, Perkinsida, Perkinsidae. Gene Ontology annotation, molecular function: ATPase binding; proton-transporting ATPase activity, rotational mechanism. The annotation marks the transcript as partial. The transcript has 2 exons. The record is from RefSeq and is a predicted model, not a curated record. Gene Ontology annotation, biological process: proton transmembrane transport; vacuolar acidification.